GAGUACAUUGUUACCAACUGACGACCUCCGGAAAAGCUGCACAGAAUACGUGUGAAAAAUAAAACACGAAAACCCACCCCCACCGUCCACCGACAAAGCUUCCACCGCCCCGGCGACGAUGGAGGCGAUCACGCGAAAGUUACCACCGAAUCCGCGCCAAAACGCAAACAUCCUGUCCACGCUCACCUUCUGGUGGACGAUCGAUCUGUUCCGGAAGGGGUACAGCAAGGUGCUCGAGCUGCAGGACCUCUUCCGACCGCUCGAUGUCGACCGAUCGGAUGUGCUCGGUGAUCGGUUGGAGAAAAAAUGGUUCGAACAGCAAGCCGGCCCCGGUCGACCAUCCCUCGUGAAGGCCAUCUUCAAAACGUUCUGGCGCGAAUACGGCGUCCUCGGGCUCAUCACCAUCAUCAACGACAUCUUCAUCCGCCUGGCUCAACCCAUCUUUCUCGGCUGGCUGUUGCUCUACUUCCGCAAGGACUCGGAAGUGACGCGCGAAAGCGCCUUCAUCUACGCGACCGCAAUCGUGCUGCUGAACGCGCUGAGCGUCAUCACGAUCAACCAGUACGUGCUGGGAAGCUUCCAAAAUGGCAUGAAAGUGCGCAUCGCCGUCUGCAGCGUGAUCUACCGGAAAGCUCUCCGUCUGUCGCGUACCGCCCUCGGUGAUACGGCCCCCGGAAAGGUGGUCAAUCUGCUGUCGAACGACGUCAACCGGUUCGACAUCGUGUCCGUGUUUCUGCACUCCAUGUGGUCCGCACCGCUGCUCGCGAUCGUGAUCGGUGUGCUGCUGUACAUCGAGAUCGGUGCUGCGGGACUGAUCGGUAUGGUGGUGAUCUUCAUCGUUACCCCGAUUCAAUCGUACACCGGGAAGCUGACGUCUCGGUUCCGCCUGCAAACGGCACUCCGGACGGACGAACGCAUCCGGUUGAUGGACGAGAUCAUCUCCGGUAUUCAGGUGAUCAAGCUGUACGCCUGGGAGCGCCCAUUCGCGAAGCUCAUCCGUCACGCGCGGCAGCUCGAGCUGCGGAUCGUGCGCAAGAGUGCUUAUGUGCGUGGGCUUUACAUGACGUUUUUGCUGUUCACAACGCGCACGGCCGUGUUUUGUACGAUGAUGGCGAUGGCCCUGCUCGGGGACGAAUUAACCGCAGCCCGGGUGUUCGUUGUUGCGACAUACUUUGGCAUUCUGGCGAACACGAUGUCGGCGAUGUUUGUGCGCGGGAUCGCUGAGAUUGCGGAAGCGAUGGUGGCGAUGCGACGGUUGGAGCGAUUCUUGGAGUAUGAAGAGCGGGAAGUUGACGCACUUCCGGGUGCUCCGGGCGGAAAAGCCCGGUUGUUGGCGGAAUUUGGGUUGAAUGGUGCGUCAGGAGAUGCGCCGGAAAAGCAGCGAUUGAUUGAAGCCGACAGUCAACAGCUUCCCGCGACGGUGGCCGUUUCGUUGCGCGGUGUAACAGCCAGCUGGGGUGCUGUCCGGCGUCCGGAAGAUCCGGCGGGUGUGACAGCGUCAAAAAAAGAGAAACAAUCGAAUGGUGGAACAGCGCUCGAUCACGAGGAACCGAGUGUACCGGUUGGAGCGACACUCGCGAACGUAAACGUUGACUUCCGGAAGGGUCAACUGAUCGGUGUGAUCGGUCCGGUUGGUGCGGGAAAAUCUUCCCUACUGCAGGCGAUCCUUCGUGAGCUUCCGCUCGAAUCGGGUAGCGUCGUAGCGCAAGGCCGGUUGACGUACGCAAGCCAAGAACCGUGGGUGUUUUCGGGCACCGUCCGGCAGAACAUCCUUUUUGGGCAGCCGAUGGAGAAAGACCGGUAUGAAGCGGUCGUGCGCGCGUGUGCCCUCGUUACGGAUUUCGAGCAACUCCCGGAUGGUGACAGGACGAUGAUUGGGGAGCGUGGGGCGGCCUUAUCCGGGGGGCAGAAAGCUCGCAUCAGCUUGGCACGGGCCGUGUACCGACGAGCGGAUGUGUUUCUGCUCGAUGAUCCGCUUAGCGCUGUUGAUGCGCACGUUGGAAGGCAUCUGUUUGACCUUUGUCUAGGACCUCACGGGAGGUUAGGAACGUUACGAGCGACACGCAUCCUUGUCACGCACCAGGUGCACUUUCUCAAGGAAGCCGAUUGGGUGGUGGUGUUGAACGAGGGUCGCGUACAAGCGCAAGGAACUCCGCAGGACCUCGCGAACAGUGGUAUCGACUUUGUGGAGUUGGUCGAACGGAAGAAGGGUGGAUCGGAUGGGGGUGUUGACGGGGACGAAGGCAUCGGGGAUGGAGGUGGAGGUGAUACCGACGCCGGGGAUAAACGUAGCCGACGGGAUUCACGAUCAUCCGCCCGAUCGACAGGAUCAUCGUCUCACGCGGACCUCACCGAGGAGGAGUUGAAGCGAACGGAACGUGAGACGGCAGCGGAUGCACCGGUUCAGAGCAACAUGGAAGGAACGUCUCGUGGAAUGGUGCAGGGAUCGUUGUUGCUGAGCUACCUGCGAAGUGGAGCCAACACGCUCAUCAUCGGCUGGUUGCUGGUGUUGUUCCUAGCGACUCAGCUCGCGGCCAGUGGAGCUGAUUAUUGGGUCGCCGUUUGGACCUCACAGGAAGAACAACGACUAUUCCGGGCAGCCCACCAAAACACCACGGACGUCCCUACCGACGAACAAGACCCCCUUCUCAGCACGGAGCUCUGUAUGGCCAUCCACGGUGCGCUCGUUGGCAGCAUCUUCCUCUUCGCCAUCUCAAGAUCGAUCAGCUUCUACCAAACAUCCGUACGCGCUUCGCAAAACCUUCACGACGCGAUGUUCUCCGGAUGCGUCUCCACGACGAUGCGCUUCUACGACACGAAUCCCUCCGGCCGCAUCCUGAACCGCUUCUCAAAGGACAUGGGCUCCGUGGACGAGCUGCUCCCGAAAGCGAUGCUCGACGCCUCCCAAAUCAUCCUCAGCCUUUGCGGUACACUCGUCGUGACCGUGCUGAUGAACCCACUGUUCCUGAUCCCACUCGGUGGGCUUGGCAUCGUUUUCUGGUUCGUGCGCCGGAUCUACCUCAAAACGUCGAAAAACAUCAAACGCCUCGAAGGCAUCACACGAUCACCGGUCUUUUCGCAUCUCGCCGCAUCCCUAGCCGGGUUGCCAACGAUCCGUGCGUUCGGUGCCCAAACCGAGCUGAUCCGCGAGUUCGACGCUCAUCAGGACAUCCACACGGCCUCGUUCUACAUGUUUAUUACGGCCGCUUCAGCGUUUGGGUUCGCGCUCGAUCUGCUCUGCCUGAUCUUCGUGUUUAUUGUCGUGUUUAGCUUUCUCGUGCUCGAACAGGACACGUUCGGUGAUCGCGUUGGGUUAGCGAUCACACAAUCGAUGGCCCUGACCGGGAUGAUGCAGUGGGGCAUCCGGCAAAGCGCGGAGGUGGCCAAUUUCAUGAUGUCCGUCGAGCGGUUGCUCGAGUAUCGUGAUCUUACGCCGGAACUGCAACCCGAUCGACCGAGGGCGCUGAAUGCGGGGUGGCCAGAAGCGGGCCGGAUCGAGUUCCGUUCGGUAACGUACCGAUAUUUCGAAGGUGCACCGGCUGUGUUGCGAGAUUUGUCGUUUGUGAUACGCUCACGGGAGAAGGUAGGGAUUGUGGGUCGAACUGGGGCCGGCAAAUCGUCCUUAAUUGGGGCGCUGUUCCGGCUAGCGCUGGUGGAAGGUGAGAUCGUGCUGGAUGGGGUGGAUACGGCGGAUAUUACGCUGGAGCAGUUGCGCUCGAAGGUGUCCAUCAUCCCGCAGGAUCCGGUGCUGUUUUCCGGCACGUUACGCCGCAAUUUGGACCCCUUCGAGGACUACCCGGAUGUGGAGUUGUGGGGUGCAUUGGAGCAGGUCGAGCUGAAGGAACUCGCCAACACACCGGCCGGGCUGCAGAUGGCCGUUGCUGCUGGUGGAUCAAACUUUAGCGUCGGCCAGCGACAGUUGAUUUGUUUGGCGCGUGCAAUCCUGCGGAAAAACUGCGUACUUGUGCUGGAUGAAGCCACCGCAAACGUCGAUCCAACCACCGAUCGAUUGAUUCAGGACACGAUACGCGUGAAGUUUGCCGAUUGUACCGUGCUGACGAUCGCACACAGACUCAACACGAUCAUGGACUCCGACCGGGUGCUGGUGAUGGACGCUGGUCAGGCUGUUGAGCUGGGAACGCCUCACGAGCUGCUGCAGCUGCCGAUUAGCAUCUUCCGCGAUAUGGUGCUGGCGACGGGACCGACGGAAUCGGAACGCUUGCAGCAGAUUGCGCUGCUUAAGCACGAACAAACGCAGCAGCAGUGAUCGCAGCGUGUCCUUAAACCGGUGUACCAGUAGGGGGGUCGACUUUUUAGUGCUCCCAAACGAUAGCGCAAUCUCUUCUUGAAUGUUAAAGAAAAUGCCUCGACAGCAUGUCGACGGAGUAGAACCGUGAAAGGACCCUUUUCCCAUUAGUUAGACUGCAGCAACACGCGCAUUGUUACGGAGGGCAUAUUUUAAUUAACUGCAUCGUUGGCGAUUAUUGUCGCGAUUGUCCAGUGUUUGUUGGUAGGUAGGUGGGUAGUUUUUUGUGUGCGUGUGUGUGUGUGUUAGAAUGUCGGUGUACAGGAGGCUAGGAUGUCGCUUUUAGCUAGUUUAGGAUUUCCCUUCGAUGGUGUAUACCAUUAAGGGCGAUAGAGAAACAAAAUCGAACAAACGUAGUUUUAUGAGAUAUAUAUAUUUUAUACAUGGUACUGCCGUACCGUACACUAUACAUAUUUUAAAAAAACAAAUACAGCGUGAUAGCACGAACGACGAACAGCUGAUGCGGUGGGUGGUGCUUUGUUUUCAUUUCGAACGGGAAGGGUCGCUUUUGGUUGCGGAAAAAAAACGAGAAGCCACCUGCUAACGAAUGUGCAUGCUGCACUGGUGCAUGCAAACUGCAGAUACCAGGCGAGCGACACGGCACAGUGGAUUCGUAACGAGAUAUCACAUGGUUUUGGUUGCAUAUUUUAAUUACUGUAUUUGAUGCGAAAAUAAAGUUAAAUAAUA
Molecule: messenger RNA, 4993 nt
Organism: Anopheles nili
Lineage: Eukaryota; Metazoa; Arthropoda; Insecta; Diptera; Culicidae
Product: ATP-binding cassette sub-family C member 4-like
Exons: 6
Coding region: 119-4267 (1382 amino acids)
Biological process (GO): transmembrane transport
Cellular component (GO): membrane
Molecular function (GO): ABC-type transporter activity; ATP hydrolysis activity; ATP binding
Source: RefSeq, a predicted model, not a curated record